GGUAAAAAUAGUGUGGGAUUUAGCAUUUCAGUUUCAAAAAUCUAGUAAAUUCAAAACUCUGCAUUUGCGAUUUUUUACUAUUUUCAGUUUUCAUGCACACUAUCUGUUCGAUGAAAUUCCUGACAGACGUCAAUGGCGUUUCAAUCAAUUUCAGGAAAUCCAUUGUUCUCUUCGCUUCACUCUUCCCAAAACCCAUGCCGUUCUCUUCAUCAUCAACAACACCACCUACUUCCGGCGUCGACGUAGCGUCCGCCGCCGUCUCAAUCCUCAAGCACCACCGCUCAAAAUCCCGGUGGUCACACCUCCGCUCCCUCAUCGCCGCCGGAGAAGACAACCGCCUCACCGCCGACCAAUUCUCUCAGAUCGCCCUUCAACUCCGCAACAGUCCCCAACUCGUCAUCCGCUUCUUCCACUUCACUCUCCACCACUCUCUCUCCUCCCACACUCUCUUUUCCUACGCCACCGUAAUUCACAUUCUUUCUCGCUCUAGGCUUAAAUCACAAGCCCUAACCCUAAUUAAAUCCUCCAUGUGCGCAUUCUCCGAAUCCCAGCAGCAAACAUCCACGAUUUCAAUCCUCGAUGCACUGAUCAAAACCUACAGAGCUUGUGAUUCCGCCCCCUUCGUCUUCGAUUUGUUAGUCAAAGCGUGUCUAGAGUCCAAAAAAACCGAUCUCGCUAUCGAAAUUUACGCAGCUCUAAAGUCGAAGAACGUGCAUCUGAAAACGAGCACUUGCAACUCUUUGAUCGAAAUCGUCUCGAAGAAUCGAGGUUGCUUCGCCGGGUAUGAUUUAUAUAGGGAAAUUUUCAAUCUCGAUGCUGAAAACGCAUGUCGAAAUCGGAAACGAGAAAACGGCGUUUCUCCGAAUGCGAGUACUUUGAAUGCGGUUAUGAUUGGUUUUUACAGAGAAGGGUUGGUGGAUAAAGUCGAACAAGUGUGGGAUGAAUUCUCGAGAGUCGCAUGCGUGCCGAAUGUAUACAGCUUCAACGUGUUAAUGGCAGCAUAUUGCGAUGAAGGGAGAAUGAAAGAAGCCAUGGAGGUGUGGGAGAAAAUGGAGGAUCAAGAGUUGAAACGUGACGCGGUUUCAUAUAACACAGUUAUCGGUGGGUUUUGCCGAAUCGGAGAAGUCGAAAGGGCAGAGGAGAUUUAUAGAGAAAUGGCGAUGAAAGAUGUCGAAAGCACUUGUGUUACUUACGAGCAUCUAAUAAACGGGUACUGUAAAAUCGGGGAUUUGGAUUCUGUGAAGUUGCUGUAUAAGGAUAUGUGCAGGAAAGAAUUUAGCCCGGAGAAUUCGACUGUGAAUGUUAUUAUCGGAUCGCUUUGUGAGAAGAAUGAAAUUUCUGCUGCAUUGGAGUUUUGGAGGAUGGCGGAGAAAAAGUACGAUUCUGUUUUGGAGAAGGAGAAUUACGAGAAGUUGGUUAAGGGUUUGUGUGAGGAGGGAUGAUGGAGGAAGGUUUGAAGGAUUCAAGCGGAGAUGGUGGUGAAAGGGUUUGAACCGAAUUCGGAUAUUUAUGGUGCUUUCAUUGACGGGUAUUUGAAACAGGGGAAUGAACGAAUGGCCGAUAAAUUGAGGGAAGAAAUGCUCUGUAAAAGUCGAUAAUGAACGAAUGUGAUUGAAAACAAUGCAAAGAUUUUCCGCGUAAGCGAUGGAUGGCGAUUUUCUUACAUCAGAAACCGAAUCUUCUUGAUUAUAAAGGUCAUAAAGAUGAUCCUCCUCUUGCUAUUGGAUGUGCAGUUAACUUGAUGAGAUUUGAUAGUUCAUUUUUCUUCGAUCUCCCUCGUCUCCGCCGAGUGCCGACAAUAGACAUUGCUACAUAAAUUAUGUACACCAUUAUACGUACAUACAAUAGUUGAUGUGAUGCCGGUGAUAGGCGACAAUAGUUACGAGUUGGAGCUCAAGUUGUUCACUUUGAUCGGAGAUAAGGGGUGGACGCGAACGACGGCUACCCGAACUCCGAACUCCGAACUCCGAACAUGGCCACGUGGCUCUUCAGCUGCUUAAACGCCGCCGUUUUGUUCGGUUUCUCACGUAACAUUUUUGCAUUGCUUUUUACCUUGUCCUUUUCUUCUUUGCUUUUAAUUAAUAUAAACAGAAGAAUGAAUUAAAAACUCUAA
Molecule: messenger RNA, 2113 nt
Organism: Erythranthe guttata (spotted monkey flower)
Lineage: Eukaryota; Viridiplantae; Streptophyta; Magnoliopsida; Lamiales; Phrymaceae
Product: Tetratricopeptide repeat (TPR)-like superfamily protein
Molecular function (GO): protein binding
Source: RefSeq, a predicted model, not a curated record